GCUGGUGGUCGGGGCCUGGUGCCUGAUGACCCUUGUGCUGGUCAACGUCUACAACGGAAUUCUCAUCUCCUACGUGAUGGCCAUUCAUCGCGCUCCUCCAAUCGCCAGCACCGAAUUGGACAUCGCGUUCAACCCAAACAUCCGCCUUGUCGUCGAUAAGGGUCAAUCUGGCGAUCUUUGGUUUUCGACUGCGCAAAAAGGGAUUUUCAAGGGCUAUGGCGACAAAUUGCGAUCAUAUCCGAAUUCGAGGUGCAACAACAGUCAGCAGUGUGUCAAUUUGGUGAAAUCGCUGCCGCCACAGCACGUCUAUUUUAGCGUAAUGAUGAAUUUGAAGGACAUAAUCAAGGCUGAUUACAAGUCCACGGGCCAGUGUAAGCUGACCAUAACGGCGCCAGCAUCCAACCACCCAGGAACUUGGGGACUAGAGAAGAAAAGUCCUUACCUCGAAAAGUUUAACCGUGGAACAUUGAUGCUCCACGAGGCGGGGCUAAUCACCUUGUGGCGAGAAAAGGUCGAGUCGGACACCAAGCCGUGCUACAGCGAGAAGAAUGCCAAUUACAUUGACGACCAGGACAGCAAGAAAAAGCCUCUGGCGCGUUUGUCGCUGACUAAUUUGGCAGGGGCCUUCGCUGUUUUGGCAGCUGGAUGCCUGGUUUCCAUCGUGGCGUUCGGAAUCGAAAUUCUCUUCUUCAAUAAGCGACGAAAGAGGAGGAUGAAAAGGACCACAAUCGUCGUCCUGUGAAUGAAUUAUAAUUUAUAAUAUUGCUUUGGUAUUUUUUUCAUGUAGUCUAAUAUACCUUUUCA
Molecule: messenger RNA, 804 nt
Organism: Daphnia pulex (common water flea)
Lineage: Eukaryota; Metazoa; Arthropoda; Branchiopoda; Diplostraca; Daphniidae
Exons: 4
Coding region: 26-742 (238 amino acids)
Source: RefSeq, a predicted model, not a curated record